ACUGUGGCAGCAGCUGCUCGCACUUCCUUGGUGGUGAGACGGACUUACUGAAGCAUACAGCAUGUCAAAUCCAAAGUCUUAACAGAACAAAUAUCGUGACCCAUAUACAUAAAACUACUAUUGUAACCCCUUUUACAACCGUGUCUCCUAGAAAUUACGUUUACAGCAAAUACAAUCUGACAAACAUAAUGCCACCUGAACUAUGUUUUUACGCGACAUAAAGAGGAAAUGUUCCUAAUUAACUUAUUGGCUAAGGGGCAAAUGAUUUAAUCAGAUUAAUUGCAAAAUGUUCGCUGACGCGUUAUUUAAUUUUUUCCCCUACACUAUCUGCUCGUAGCAGCUAAAGCGCGGUUAACGUUUUAUUAGUCACACAUGGUUCUAUGGAUCUCCACGCCGGUCUGUUGGUCAGUCCACCACUUUGGUCUAGACAGAAGUAUCUAAACAACUAUUAAAUGGAUUGCCAUGAAAUUUGCUGCAGAUAUUUGUGGUCCCUACUGGAAAAAUUCUAAUGAUUUUGGUGAUCAUCUAGCGCCACCAGCAAGUUUUCACUUACUCAGUGAGAUAUUGACAUCUACGAAAUGGAUUGGCACACGAUUUUGUACAGACGUUCGUGGUUCCCAGACGAUGAAUCCUAAUGGCUUUGGUGAUCCUCUGACUAUUCCUUCAGUGCCACCAUGAGGUUGGCAAGUGUCUUGACAGCUAUUGAUGCAUUGCUGUAAAAUUUGAUGUAACAGAUAUUCAAAGUCCCUAGAGGAUAAAUUCAAACAACUUUGAUGAUUCCUUAACUUUUCAUCUAGCGCCAAAAAUUUCAAUUUGGAUUGAAUUUGGUUUCAGUAUUUUACAAGAUACUGACUUAAAGAGAAAUCAAGAGUUACAAUGCUCAUUUAACCCCCUCGCCUGGCUGCUUCAACUCGUGGCAAGAAAAGUGUUGUUACAUUAUUUAUGACAUUGGUCGUCACCUUGACUCAUGAUAGCUGUGGUAGCGGACAAUGUGAAUGUGUAAUGAUUCUGCGCUGGCCAAUGCAUGACUGAUCGAUAGACGCUGGUCUCUCUCUGUCUUUAUUGAUCAGCCACUGUGUGAGUGCCUGCAAGCCAGACUGAACAGACAAAAAAAGCCUUGCUUCUCAUUACUCAAAGAGCAGUCCAAGCAUUGUCAAUUUUGAUGGAAACCAGCACUCUUUUCCCUGACACAAUGUUGAAGAAUGAAAAAUACAGUUAAGAUCUUUUGGAAGGGAUUAUUAUAUCAAAUGCUCUCGUCUCCCUCCAGACCAGACCCACAAUGUAAUUUGUAACGUCACUUAAAAUUACAGCUUUUGCCAGACUUAAUAAGUCAUUUUUUAACUUCCCAGACUGAUAAAAAGUCUAUCUUUAGCUGCCUUCAGCUCCAGAGGUUUGGAUACAUAAUAGGCCUGUUUAAUCCUCAGCUGGCAGCCAAUAGAAAGGGCUAGAAAAUUUUGGAGAAAAUGGACUGAAUUCAUUUGUGGAAUAAAAACUCUAUUAAGUAUUUAUUUAUGAAUGCAUGUGAGAUUGCACAUAGGCAUGUGUUUACAUAGACAAUAAUCAACUUUUAGUGUAGUGUGAUAAAAGUGUCUCUCUUGCCCAGGGUCUAAGCUUUAUAUUUGUCCCUUUUUGCUGAGCUGAUUCUUCUGUGUUUGAUAAGUGACCAUGCAGCCGACGCAAAAAAACAAACAAACAGCCUGGUUCCUUUUUAGUCUCUGGUUUACUCACUCCUGCAUGAGUUAGAAUGGAAAUUAUGUAGCCUAACUUCUUCAACAUAACUCCUUUUUCUUUUUACAAACCUUUUGUUGCCAUGGAGAUGAAAACCCAGACAAAACUUAACUUUUUACUGAGAUGCAACUACUGGGAGGUUGUUAAUCGCAGCAUGAGGACUACUUUUUAAUAUUUAUCAGAUUUAUAUGCAGGAAUUGUACGAGCAGGUGUUGACAAUAAUACAAACAAUAUAAAACUUAGUGUUUCCCCGGUGGCACUGUCCGUGAUAUUGGCAAUAAAGCCCUUGCGGUCCUGGCUAAUGAACCUGAUAUCGCAAAGGUCAUUGUCCACUGCGGCACAAAUUAUAUCUGUAAAAAACAGUCUGAAUUACUGAAAACUGCCUUUGUCCACUUGUUUGCCACACUGAAAAGAUCCGUGAGUCGCAUCCAUGUGUCCGGUCCUAUCCCCUAAGAUGGAGAGCAUUCAAUCGAAGAUUUCACCUGAUCCACGGCAUCCACCCACCGCCAGCAACAAUCCUGUUUCCCUCACCCAGUUUCAAACUAUGUCAUCUCAGCACUCGAUAAAUUAAUCUAUCAAAUGAAAUCCUCCACCUGUGUUUUAGAUAUUAUACCAACCGUUUUCAAAAGAGUUUUUUCCCACUGUUUUCUUUGAUUGUUAACAGCUCUCUGACCCCUGGCAACUUUCCAAACUGUUUCAAACAUGCAAUUAUUCAACUGCUUCUGAAAAGAAAAAAACAACUCUAUAAUUACAGACCAAUUUCUAAAUUAUCUUUUGUAUCUAAGGUGCUGAAGAAAGUAAUUUCAACCCACUAAAUCAUUGUUAUGCACAACAAUAUUUGAAGCAGUUUUCAGUCAGGUUUUAGAGCUCGCCCAUGCACAGAGACAGCCCUUGUAAAGGUCCCUAAUGACCUACUUUUAACAGCUGAUAGAGGUGACUGCUCAGUCCUCGGACUAUUAGAUUUGAGCACCAACUUUGACACUGAUCACGUCGUCCUUGUGCACCGUCCAGAAACCUGGGUUGGUCUUAAGGGGACUGUCCUACAACUGCUACGUUCAUACCUAACUAAAAGAACCUUUUCAGUUGUUAUAGCAAAUGUCAGUUCCUCUGUUGCUGAUUUUAAUUGUAGUGUCCCUCAAGGGUCCACGUUAAGAAUGCUGUCCAGUCUUGCUUCUUUCAGCUAAAGAAAAUUUCCAAAAUCAGAUCAUUCCUGUCUCCCACUGAUUUGCACAAAGUUAUCCAUGCUUUUAUUUUUUCCUGCCUAGACAAUUGUAAUGCACUUUAUGCCGGUAUCAGUCAGAGCUCCCUUCAUCGACUCCAACUGGUGCAGAAUGCUGCUGCUCGAAUUUUAAUAAGCACCAAGAAAUACGAUCACAUUACUCCUGUGCUAGCCAACUUACACUGGCUCCCUGUUUUUUAUUCCGUAUUGAUUUUAAAAUUUUACUAUUCACUUUAAAAGCUUUAAAUGGCCUUGCUCCAAAUUACAUGAAAGAUUUACUGACUCCCUGUGUGCCUGGGCGUUCUGAGAUCUGUGGAAGCAGCUCUGCUGGUUGUUCCUAGAUUGCGGCUUGUGACCAAAGGUGACCGGGCCUUUGCUGUUAGAGCCCCCAGACUGGAACAAUGAAAUUAGACAGGCUACAUCAUUGUCAUCUUUUAAAUCCUGUCUUAAAACCUUAUUUUAUCAGAAGAUGUUUAUGAAUUCUUAAAUAGAAGUUACUGGGUUUUAUCAUUCUACUCCUGCCAUUUAACAUUUUUAAACUUUAUUUCAUCCCUUGAUGUUUUAUGAUCCCUGUGGUGUUUUUUAUUUGGCUCUUCUUUAUCAGCUCUUCUUUAUCUGUGUUGUUUUAUUUCCGUUUUUUUUCUCUUUUUCUGUGAAUUGCUUUGUAACCUUGUUAAGAAAAGUCCUAAGAAAUAACAUUUAUUGUUAUUAUAUUAUUGACAGUGAUUAGAAAGAAACAGUCAUCACCUAAAAAUCACCAGACCACUAGAAAAGUAGCAAUAUAAAUCUAAAUAUGUCCAUUUCACCACACAGUGCCCUGCAAUCAGUCAUUUGAAAUCAAAUGGAGAAGAUGAUCAGUGCCUGUAUUGACAAGUCUGUCUUUAACCCCAAGAUUAAACAUUCCCAACAUUUACUGUCAUGCAUUAAGGUGAACAUAGAAAUGUCAUCAUAAGUAGCAGGUAGUACAUAGUGAUACACAAUGACUCAAGACGGAUGAUGUACUGUCUCUCCUAUCAGCACUUUAAUAAUAUAGUAACAAGUGUCUCCUUUGUAGAUAUGGUUGACAUAUCCACAAAGGAGGGUGGGUGGGUCGCUUCAGACAUCGGUAUUUCUAAAAUACUGUCUAAGGCCCUGCUCAGAAAGGUCCUUUCAGGUCCUUGGUUUAAUGGAAGAGGAGGUUUAACUAAGGGGUUCCAGUGUUGUGGUUCUUUUUAGUAAUGAAGCAGUUAAAUGAAAAAGUUUUUUUUUUAGUCUUGAUAUUUUUAAACAAUGGCUAAUAAAAUAUAUUACCUCGGUUUUUAUUAUACUGCUAAAGUCUGCUUUUCUUUUUAUAUACAGUAGGCUAUUCCUGAUAGAGAGAGGUUUUCCCAUGCCCUAGAACUAAUUUUUUCAGGCAGUGCAAAAGAGGUCAAUAGGUUUUUUUAGAUCAGUGUCAUCCGCUUUAAGAGGAUUUUCUGAGUAUGUUCAUAGUGGAGUACUAGAUGUUGCCAUAUUUGGAUAGAAGAGAGGCUCAGCUUCUCCUUUGGGUUUGACAUGUUGAAAUUAAAACCCAGACUGGCACAAUAAAAAAAAAUAAAUAAAAAAAGAGCAGAUUGUGCAUUAGCCGUAAAUCCCAUUUGAACUCAUUAACCCCGUGCACGUGCGCCUAAAACCACAGACAGUGACGGACGCCUUUGAUGAAGCCUGUCCGUAUGAAUUACAAACAACACUGAUUUUGCAUUUUCGUCAUUAAUCACAGCUGUAACAAAGGCCGACACUUGAGGCGAUUCUGUCACCACAUGGCGGAGUGGAAAUGAGGUGACUGAUCCCGAGGCUCCUGUGUUCUGCUAACAAUGUCGGGGAAAAGCAUCUUUAGACGAACACACACACAUUGAACUGUGCGUACAAAACUCUGCGAAGCUGGCGCGCGCCUGUUUUCAGCACCACGGAGAGCAAAAAAACCAAAAACCCUCAACAUCAAGAAGACACAAAGAAUAAGCAAUUCAAUAUUCCGUUUUUAUUCAUCGCGUUUGGACAGUGAAUAUCUUGACAGCCACAGCGCAGCCAUCUGUUGUCAGUUUCCCUGAAAAACCUGAUUACAUCAGCUCACUUUCUGUGAGGAAAGUGAAACAAUGAUUGGUGACAACAUUAUUUGGUCUGUGUCAAAAGUGUUAGACACAAUCAUUGUCUGACUUUUUGUGCAGACACAGUGCAAAAGGGGAUGUUGCUCCUGAAUGGCUUUUAUGUUGUGCUUUUCGUUUUUAUUUGAAGUUAACUCGAUAAGAUUUGGAUUCGGGCUGAGCUUUAAAUGCCACAGACAGGAAAGCAGCGCUGAUCUCUUCAUGUCUGCGUUUAUACAAGGUGAUACAAGAUCUAUAUGAGCUCACAGAGAUAAUCUAACUGGAUCAAAAAGGUGUGGAUGUGAUUUCUUCAAGUCCACCACGCUUGAAUGAAGGUGUGUGCUCGACAUUAAGUGACAAGUUAAGUUCUGAUUGGGCGGGUGGUGGACGUAUGUCAGACAUAUGCGCGCCGUGGGCGGAUGCCGACGUGUUUGUAAAAAGAAAAAAAGAAAAAGGCAGAGGGGAGUGCGGCGCUUUAGUGUGUGGAUGCGCGGAGAUCGGUGAUGGUUAGAGGAGAUGCAAGUGGCGUUCUCCUCAGCUCUCCAAAGCUGUAGGCUUUGGCCGGGAGAGGCGUGGCGCGCUCUGCCCCUACAGACCGAAAACCACCUGUAUGGAUGACCAGACCUUCAGCGUGAUCCAGUCGCCCUCGUCCGCCAAGCUCAGGGGCAGCAACGCGACUGACUGCCGGGAUUAUGCCAAGGUGGAGAGGAGCGUCAUGACGGUGGAAAACAUGCUGGAGGAGUCCGCCGUGCUCUCGGCGCCUCACCUGUCGGUGGAUCGAUAUGAGCGCGGUCGCCAGGGAUGCUGCGAGAGGAUGGUGAUCAACAUUUCGGGUUUACGCUUCGAGACGCAACUUAAAACUUUCAACCAGUUCCCAAACACGCUGCUGGGGGACCCCAGGAAAAGGAUGCGCUACUUUGAUCCACUGAGGAACGAGUACUUCUUUGACAGGAACAGACCGAGCUUUGAUGCCAUCCUGUACUACUACCAGUCAGGGGGGCGCAUACGGAGACCUGUCAACGUCCCCAUUGAUAUUUUCUCCGAGGAGAUCAGGUUUUAUCAACUCGGAGAGGAGGCCAUGGAGAAAUUCCGUGAUGAUGAAGGGUUUAUAAAAGAAGAGGAGCGCAUACUGCCCAAACAUGAUUUCCAAAAGCAGGUUUGGCUUUUGUUUGAGUAUCCUGAAAGCUCUGGGCCAGCAAGGGGAAUAGCCAUCGUUUCAGUGCUUGUUAUUUUGAUUUCAAUAGUAAUUUUCUGCAUGGAGACUCUGCCGGAAUUUCGGGAUGAGAGAGACCAAACCACAGUGGCACCCACAGUCAAUGGCACUGUUCCCCACGGGCCAAGCCCGUUCACAGACCCCUUCUUUGUGAUAGAGACUCUGUGCAUCAUAUGGUUCUCUUUCGAGUUGCUGGUCAGGUUUUUCGCCUGCCCCAGCAAAACUUCCUUCUCCAAAAACAUCAUGAAUAUCAUUGACAUCGUCGCCAUAAUCCCCUACUUCAUCACUUUGGGGACUGAGCUGGCCGAGAGGGAAACCAACAGCGGCCAACAGGCGAUGUCCCUCGCCAUCCUGAGGGUGAUCAGACUGGUGAGGGUCUUUCGCAUUUUUAAGCUGUCACGACACUCAAAGGGACUUCAGAUUUUGGGACAGACCCUAAAGGCCAGCAUGCGGGAGCUCGGCUUGCUCAUAUUUUUCCUUUUCAUCGGAGUUAUUCUCUUUUCCAGCGCGGUUUACUUUGCAGAAGCAGACGACCCCUCGUCCAGUUUCACCAGCAUCCCAGAUGCGUUUUGGUGGGCAGUGGUCACCAUGACCACAGUCGGAUAUGGAGACAUGCAUCCGGUGACCAUUGGUGGGAAAAUAGUGGGGUCGCUGUGCGCAAUAGCAGGCGUGCUGACCAUCGCCUUACCCGUGCCAGUGAUUGUGUCAAAUUUCAACUACUUUUACCACAGGGAGACUGACGGAGAGGAGCACCCACAGUACGUGCACACAGGCAGCUGUGAGCACCUCCCCUCGGAGGAGCUGAGGCGGUCGUGCAGCUCCUCAUCCCUCAGCAAGUCUGAGUACAUGGUUAUCGAGGAGGGCAUCAACAGUGCGUACAAACAGCCCAACUUCACCACCGAAAACAACCAGAACUGCGUGAACAUCAAAAAGAUCUUCACAGACGUGUAAAUGAACCUCAGAAUGGAUCAUUUAUGGAGCAUGAAGAAAUAGUAGCUAUAAUAUAAUUUUUUUUUUUAUAUAGCCAGUCGUAUUGUGUCCAUAUCUGUGGAUGAAUGCUGCGUAAAUGUCCGUUUUAACAAGUCAUUUAUCCUAUUUUUAUUGAAGCAAAUGAGAAAUAUGAUUCUACUUGUUUCCAGUGUUGAUUCACAUGUUGACUAAGAAGUAUUAAUAUGAGCCAAAAACAUUUGCACUGGAAAAGUAUUCGUUUCGGCACAAGAUGCUGUUAGUUGCUUGUUAAAACAGAUAUUUUUGCAUUGUAGUGCCACACGAUGCCUACAUAUCUGAUGUUUAUGCGAAAGUUGUUGGUGUUCAUGAUUGGGAUACACGUGUAGCAUAGUCUACUAUAUUGCAUCUACCCGCCAGUCAAAAAAAAAAAACACGUCUUGUGCUUCGUGGAAAGAAAAAUGUCAUUGUCCAGUAAUAUAAAGAAUAGAUUAUGGUAAUUUAUAUAGCUGAAUGCCUGUUUAGGAUAUAUUUAAUAUCAUAACCUGUUGAGAUGUUGGACUCUGCGUGUUUUCACCUGGAUAAUAAUCUGAACAAGACUCAGAGUGGUGGAGAUGGAAACGCUUAGAAGUCGAGCUUUUCGUAAAAUUGUAUUUUUAUUCAGAACUGCCUAUAUAGCCUAUAUUAAACAAAACGGAAAUUAAGUGAUCCUGACUCAAAAUGUAUUAUAACCUUUGGCUAAAUAUCCAAUAUCAUUGCAAAUUUCGUCCGAAGCGAGCAGGUGGUGGAUAUGAAAUAUAUACAGUGUGAAUAAUUGUGUGUUUGAGGUCAUGUGCUCAGUGACGACAGGAUGAAAACAGAAAGGAGGGAGAACGCGCAGAACGUCUUGCUCGCUGAAUGCCUUGUGAUGCAGUCUCCAUGACGACGGUGGUUUCCUGGGUAACCCCCUCUAAUGUUACCAUGGCAUUGUGUUGCACUUUCCAACUGUGGUUCACUAUCACCUUUGUGUCCUUGGAGGGGAAAAAGGGGGCAACUGCUGCAUAUGCAAGUUUUUUGAUAUCAUGUUAAACUAACGUGGAGUUUGAUAAUAAGUUAUCAGCUUCCUUUUUAAAGGUGAUCCAAUGCAUAUCAAUCAGCACUAUUUGUCCUCUAGGCAAAGUUAGUUAGCCUGUAAUCUCAGGCAGUGGGUUGGCAGGCAUGUAGAAAUAUAAUGAAAAUCAUGAAAAGCUGCAGCCCCUCUUUUGUUUCCCUUCACUAAAACCGCCUCAGCUGCUCUGUUUUUCAGAUGUGAGCUCCAUUCUGAGUUGGCAUGCCAACUAGGUCUGACGUCAGCCACCUUUCAUCCCCUCCAGCAGACACUUGCACGUUUUGCUUUUAGUACAAAGUGUCUGAGAGCUGAAGUGACAAACAAACAGUGAAACUCAAAGGAGUCCACUGAAAAUUAAUUACAGACUGCAUUUCCUCUACAUGUAUCAUGUUGGCUUGAGAGUUAUUAAAAAUUAGUUAUGACUUCACUUUUAUUAUGCAA
This is a messenger RNA of Siniperca chuatsi (mandarin fish), 8732 nucleotides long. Its product is annotated as potassium voltage-gated channel subfamily A member 3-like. Gene Ontology annotation, biological process: potassium ion transmembrane transport; protein homooligomerization. Gene Ontology annotation, cellular component: membrane; voltage-gated potassium channel complex. The coding region runs from base 5657 to 7210 and encodes 517 amino acids. The record is from RefSeq and is a predicted model, not a curated record. Gene Ontology annotation, molecular function: protein binding; delayed rectifier potassium channel activity. The transcript has a single exon. Lineage: Eukaryota; Metazoa; Chordata; Actinopteri; Centrarchiformes; Sinipercidae.